AGAAAAAUUAAUUACAUAUAAAAUUAAAGCAAAUAUAAAUGAUUGUUAGGUAUAUAUACAUUUUUAAUGGCACCUUCCUUUAGAAUCUGGCGGGAAUGCAUCGUCCAUUGAUGUUAACAUUUUUAAAUUGAUAUUUUUUGUAUUAUAAAAAAAUUGAAUUAUAUAUGUCAUAAAAUUUAUAACGAUACAAUGCCAGAUGUGACAAUUAAUAAUAUUAUUAUAAAUUUUCCUUUUAAACCAUAUUCGAUACAAGAAGAAUAUAUGGCAAAAGUGAUACAAUGUCUUCAAAAUAGUAAAAAUGGUGUUUUAGAAUCUCCAACCGGUACUGGAAAAACACUCAGUCUUUUAUGUUCUUCCUUAAGUUGGUUAUUAACAAAAAAAGCUCAAUUGCAAGCACAAUCAUUAGUGAAUACAAUUGAAGAACCCAAUUUUGGUGGACAUUUUUUCAAACAAUUAAAUAAUGAACUCAAAAAAAGUACAGGAAAUUCAGAACCUAUUAUUACUUUUAAUUGGAAUGCACCAAAAAUUAUUUAUGCAUCUAGAACUCAUUCUCAGCUUUCACAAGCAAUGCAAGAAUUAAAAAGAACUUCUUAUAAACAUGUAGGCACAGCUGUAUUAGGAUCUCGAGAUCAAUUAUGUAUUCAUCCAGAAGUUUCUAAAGAAACUAAUAGUUCAAACAAGAUAUAUAUGUGUCAUUCUAAAGUAAAGUCUAGAACAUGUUUUUAUUAUAAUAAUGUUGAAAGCAGAAAAGAUGAUCCAUUUUUUAAACAAGAAAUACUUGAUAUAGAAGAUUUAGUGAAAGCUGGACAAAAAUUCAAAUGUUGUCCAUAUUUUUUAUCCAGAGAACUCAAACAAAAUGCAGAUAUCAUUUUUAUGCCAUAUAAUUAUAUAUUAGAUACAAAAUCACGAAAAAUACAGGGUAUAGAUAUACAAAAUAAUAUCAUUCUUUUUGAUGAAGCACAUAAUAUUGAGAAAAUCUGUGAAGAAACAGCAUCAUUACAAAUAUCUAGUACAGAUAUUGCAAUGUGCAUUGAUGAAAUAACAGUUGUAAUGGAAGAUAUGGCUAAGGAUAUUGAACAACAAAAUAAUUUUUUAAUGGAAAAUUCAGAAAAUGUCCAAAAAGAUUUUACUGCAGAUGAUUUAUGCAUUUUGAAAGCUAUGUUUUUGGAAUUGGAAAAAGCUAUUGAUGCUAUAUCAAUUGUAAAACGUGAUGAAGGAGAUACAUUUCCUGGUGGAUACAUUUUUGAAUUACUAGGAAAGGCACAAUUAACUCAUGGCAGAGAACAACUUGUAAUAGAAAAAUUAGAGAAAAUUAUUUUUUAUUUAACUACUACAAGCACUUCUCCAUUUACAAGAAAAGAAGAACAGAAAAAAUCAAAACAAACUGAUAUUUGGGAGAAAAAAAAAAUACUUCCAAAAAAUGAAGGCAAAAUUAUUAAUUAUUGGUGUUUUAGUCCUGGAUUUAGUAUGCAACAACUCAAAAACCAAGGAGCACGUGCAAUAAUAUUAACAAGUGGUACAUUAUCUCCUUUGAAACCUUUCAUAUCUGAACUUGGAAUACCAAUUGAAAUUCAACUAGAAAAUUCACAUAUUGUAAAAGAAAAUCAAAUUUGUGUUGGUAUACUUAGUCGAGGUCCUGAUGGUUAUUUAUUAAAUUCUUCUUUUAAUACAAGAAAUGAUCCAAAAUACAUAGGAUCCCUUGGACAAACAAUAUUUAAUUUUAGUUGUCUUGUUCCUUAUGGUUUACUUGUAUUCUUUCCUUCAUAUCCAAUAAUGAAAAAAUGUAAAGAAGAAUGGCAAAAUACAGGUUUGUGGACUAAAAUUGCAGAUCGUAAACCUAUAUAUGUCGAACCACAAUACAAAGAUGGUUUUAUUAAUGUUAUGAAUGAGUAUUAUGAAAAAAUUAAAGAUCCUUCAUGUAAAGGAGCUAUUUUUAUGGCAGUUUGUAGAGGUAAAGUGAGUGAAGGACUUGAUUUUGCCAAUGCAAAUGGAAGAGCUGUAUUAAUUACUGGUCUUCCAUUUCCACCUUUAAAAGAUCCUAGAGUUAUAUUAAAACAACGAUAUUUGGAAGAGAUAAGAAAACAAGAUAAAGAGACUUUAUCUGGCCAACAGUGGUAUCAACUUGAAGCAUCACGAGCUGUUAAUCAAGCUAUUGGUCGUAUAAUACGUCACAAAAAUGAUUAUGGGGCUAUAAUUCUUUGUGAUCAUCGAUUUGAUAACCUAAGUUUUAAAAAACAGUUAUCUGCUUGGCUUAGACCUCAUAUAAAAAAUUUUGCUUGUUUUGGUAUUAUUGUAAAAGAGUUAAAAGGUUUUUUUAGAUAUGCAGAACAUACUUUUCCACAACCAAAUAUAAUUAAUAUACAAUCUACAAAUAGUUGUGUUUCAUUACCAGCAGUCUCAGCAUCAUUUGACACAACUGUAUCACGAAACAUAAAAGUUAAUUCUAAAGAGGAUAUUGUAAUAUCUUCUGAAGAUACUUUUACUAUUGAUACUUAUAUUAGUGAAGAUAAGAAAAAUAAGCAAUUAACUGAAACAAAAAGAAAAAAUUUGUUUGAACUUUUAGAAACAGAAUCAAAGCCUAUAAUUAAUUUUAGUGAUUGUAAAUUGAAAAGAAAUUAUAUCACUUGUGAGCUAACAAAAAAUAUUAAUGAACCAAUUAUAAAAAAAAGAAAAAUAAAAAUGUUGCCAAUAGAAUUUAAUGAACAUUUAUCAGCCCCUUCAACUUCUUCAUGUGAGAAUAGAGAAGGUACAAGUAAUAUAAUACAUUCUCAACAAAUAUUAGAAGAAACUAGUAAUAAGACUGAUAAAAAAACUUUGGGCAAAAUGUACUUAAAAGAAGUAAAACUUUCUUUAUCAGAAACAGAUUAUAAAAUAUUUGCAACAAUGAUACAAGAUUAUACAAAAACAAAUAAUUUGGAAAUAUUAUUAAAAAUACUUCAAGAUUUGUUUUCACCAAAUAAAGGAUUAUUUCAUUUAUUUAUAGGAUUCAAACAUUUUAUAAAAAAAUAUCAUAAAUCAUAA
This is a messenger RNA of Apis laboriosa (Himalayan honeybee), 3021 nucleotides long. RefSeq names its product regulator of telomere elongation helicase 1 homolog (gene Rtel1). The record is from RefSeq and is a predicted model, not a curated record. Lineage: Eukaryota; Metazoa; Arthropoda; Insecta; Hymenoptera; Apidae. Gene Ontology annotation, cellular component: nucleus. Gene Ontology annotation, molecular function: hydrolase activity, acting on acid anhydrides, in phosphorus-containing anhydrides; DNA polymerase binding; DNA helicase activity. Bases 190 to 3021 code for a protein of 943 amino acids. Gene Ontology annotation, biological process: DNA repair; regulation of double-strand break repair via homologous recombination; DNA replication. The transcript is spliced from 14 exons.